Molecule: messenger RNA, 1341 nt
Organism: Fimicolochytrium jonesii
Lineage: Eukaryota; Fungi; Chytridiomycota; Chytridiomycetes; Spizellomycetales; Powellomycetaceae
Product: peptidase S8/S53 domain-containing protein
Exons: 5
Coding region: 1-1341 (446 amino acids)
Biological process (GO): proteolysis
Molecular function (GO): serine-type endopeptidase activity
Source: RefSeq, a predicted model, not a curated record
AUGUUCGGCUUCGUCAAAAUCGCCAGCUUCCUUGUGGUUGCCGCCAACCUGGUGGCUGCCGCUCCCAGUGCCGCCGUCGCCGGAACCGCUGUUCCCGGCGAAUACAUUGUGGUGUUCAAGAAGAAUGCCGCUGCCGCAGCUGUUCAGUCUCACGUUAGCGCGCUGAAAGGGGCGAAUUGGGCAGGCACCGCUUUCGCUGGCCAAGGAUUCGGUCUCAAAGCGGAAUACAGUUUCGGUGGGUUCCGUGGCUACCAUGCCAAACUUCCUCAGAGUGCCGUCGAAAAGCUCUCGAACGAUCCCAAUGUGGAAUACUUUGAGCCCAACAAGAUCGUGACGGUGCAAGGCACGCAGACCAACGUUCCCUCCUGGGGCAUCUCCCGUGUCGAUCAACGCGCUGGUCCCGCGGAUUCAACCUACGUAUACCCUGACUCCGCCGGAGCUGGUGUCGACGCUUAUAUCAUCGACACUGGCAUCUACAUUAGCCAUCCCGACUUCGAGGGACGUGCGAAGGUCGGUGCCUCUUUCGUGACCGGCGACGGCGAUGCCGAUGGAAACGGACACGGUACCCACGUUUCUGGAACCAUUGGAUCCAAGACUUACGGAAUUGCCAAGAAAGUGAACCUGAUUGCAGUCAAAGUCCUGAACGCGCAGGGAUCUGGAACGAACGCUGGCGUUAUCCAAGGCGUUCAAUGGGUUGCCACCAACGCUCCAAAGACUGGCAGGAAGUCAGUUGCCAACAUGAGCCUCGGCGGCUCGGCCUCCACUGCUCUCGAUCAAGCGGUUCAAGCUGCCAUUCAAGCCGGCGUGAGUUUCGCGAUCGCCGCAGGCAACAGUGCGGGUGACGCCUGCGCCCUUUCUCCGGGUCGCGUCCCAGAAGCUGUGACCGUCGGCGCUUCAGACUCGUCUGACACUUUCGCCAGCUUCUCCGAGGGUGGUUCCUGCGUGGAUAUUGUCGGACCUGGUGUCUCGAUUACGUCCACUUGGAACAACGGCCAGACCAACAGCAUCAGCGGCACAUCUAUGGCCACCCCUCACGUCGCCGGCGUGAUUGCGCUCGUCCUCAGCGAGGGCAAGGCGAGCUCCCCAGCCGAAGUUUCCGCCUACCUGAAGUCCGUCGCCACGAAGAACGUGAUCAAAAAUAUCAAGGCAAACACCCCCAAUUUGCUUUUGUCCAACGUUUUCGGUGACGUUGUGCCCCCAUCUCCCACUGCCACCGCCACCACCGUCCAGCCCACUGCCACCGCCACCCAGAAGCCCACACCCACCCCUACCCCCUCCAAGUGCCGAUUCCCGGCUUGCUUGUGGACUCCCAGCUGCUCUACCUGCGAUUGGGGACGCUGA